Antechinus flavipes (yellow-footed antechinus) is the source of this 2523-nucleotide messenger RNA. RefSeq names its product ADAM metallopeptidase domain 2 (gene ADAM2). The record is from RefSeq and is a predicted model, not a curated record. Lineage: Eukaryota; Metazoa; Chordata; Mammalia; Dasyuromorphia; Dasyuridae. Bases 105 to 2351 code for a protein of 748 amino acids. Gene Ontology annotation, biological process: cell adhesion; proteolysis; binding of sperm to zona pellucida. Gene Ontology annotation, molecular function: metalloendopeptidase activity. The transcript has 21 exons. Gene Ontology annotation, cellular component: plasma membrane.
UUUCAAAGUCCACCCGGCGCAGCUGCUCGAGCCCCGCCCCCUCCCCCAAUGUGUUCUCACGAGACCACCUGAGGCCACUUUUUUUUUUUCCAUUAGCGCAUGCUAUGGUGGUUUACUCAGAUCGGUCUGCAGGCUGCGCAAUGUUUUCUCUCUUGAUGCUGCUUUCUGGCCUGCUUAAAGACCACCGUUCUCAUCAAACAUUUCUAUCAGUCACAGUUCCACUAAAGAUCUCAUCACCUUCAAGUGAAUUUUUGGAACCGAAAUACGUAUCUUACAACAUUACAAUAGAAGAGAAGCCAUAUAUUUUGCUCCUAAAACAAAAAAUUUUUUUACCUCAUGAUUUUAGGAUUUAUACUUAUAACGAAGAGGGAUUUUUGACCUCCUUUGUUCCUUUUUUUAAGAAUUUUUGCUUCUACUAUGGGCAUGUGGCAGAUUUCCCAAAAUCACUUGUGACACUCAGUACUUGUUCUGGAAUCAGAGGUUGGUUACAAUUUGAAAAUUUCACAUAUGGAAUUGAGCCUCUGGAGUCUUCAACAGGAUUUGAGCAUGUGGUUUAUCAAGUAAGAAAUGAAAACACAGAUGUCUUUCUGUAUGCUGAAAAGGACAUGGAUAUGAAGUCAAGAAAAUCACCUUAUGAAUUCCAGAUGGUUAAUUCUCAAUUAGAUUAUUUAUCAUCUUUCUCUGGCUAUCUAGAAAUGCAUGUUGUCGUGGAAAAAAAUCUGUAUGAAUUUAUGGGUUCUGAUGCAAAUCUUGUUACUCAGAAAAUUGCCAUGGUUACUGGACUUGUCAGCACAAUAUAUAACUCACUUAACUUGACUAUUGUACUGUCUUCCUUGGAGUUCUGGAUAGACAAAAAUAAAAUCAAUACAGCUGGAGAAUCUGAUGAAUUAUUGAAGAAAUUUUUAAAAUGGAAAGAAUCUUAUCUGGUUCUAAGGAGGCAUGAUGUGGCAGUUUUACUUAUUUAUAGAAAUAGAUUUAAAUAUGUGGGAGCAACAUUUCAAGGAAAGGUGUGUGAAAGAAGCUAUGCUGGUGUUGUUGCUAUGUAUUCACGAACAUUAAAUCUGGAAGCAUUUUCAGUUAUUAUCGCUCAGUUACUGGGUUAUAGCAUGGGAUUAGCUUAUGAUGAUGUUGAAAGCUGUCACUGUACAAGACCUGUCUGCAUAAUGAACCCGGAAGCAGUGAAGUCCAAUGGUGUGAAAGUAUUUAGCACCUGUAGUAUGGAAGAUUUUAAGAAUUUUGUGUCAACAAAAAAGGCUGAAUGUCUUCAGAAUCGACCACAUUUAGAUCCAUCUUACAGAACUUCCACUUGUGGUAAUGGCAUCCUGGAAACUGGUGAAGAAUGUGACUGUGGCUUAGAUCAAAGUUGUAUUAUAUGCUGUGAUACUAUGAAUUGUAAAUUAAAAAGUGGAGCAAUGUGUGCCCAGGGAAAGUGCUGUCAAAACUGUCAGUUUAGUGAAAGAGGUACACAAUGUCGAGAACGUGCUGAUUUGGACUGUGAUCUCCCUGAAUAUUGUAAUGGAUCCUCUGAAUUCUGUCAGCCUGACUUACAUGUUCAAGAUGGACAUAACUGCCGUAACAAAACGGCUUUCUGCUAUAAAGGAAAAUGUCCAGAUCCAAAUGAUCAGUGUAGAGAAAUAUUUGGUAAAGAUUCAUCUGUUGGUGCUAAUGAAUGUUUUGAAGAACUUAAUAGUAAGGCAGAUCGGUCAGGACACUGUGGUCGCACUCCAAAAGGAUUUAGACAAUGUGGAUGGAGGAACCUCCUCUGUGCAAAAGUAAUGUGUGAAUAUACAAAUCCAAGACCAUUUUUUAAUACACAAGCAACUGUUAUUUAUGUUAAUGCAGAUGAUCAUCUGUGCAUCACCUUAGACUUCCCAACAGAUGAUGAUACUAAGGACCCCAUGUGGGUACGCAAUGGAAUCGUUUGUGGUUAUAAAAAGGUUUGUUUGAACCGGCAAUGUGUAGACCUUAUUGACCUGGGAUUUGAUUGUCAUCUUAAAAAAUGCAUGGGCCAUGGGGUUUGCAAUAAUCUAAAACACUGUCACUGUGAAGAUGGGUGGCUCCCUCCAAACUGCACCAUUCCAACCACUGGACUAGGAGGAAGUAUUGACAGUGGAAUCCAUUCAAAAUCUGAUUUACUUGCAAUAUCUUCAGGUCACAGAUCUAAUAACUUGGGCAUCGCAAUUGGCUUCCCCAUAGCAGUUAUUUUCACAAUAGCGAUAAUUUUUGUAAUGAUAUAUUUUCGCCAUGGAAUAAAAUGUAGAUGUAUACUCCAGGACACACCAAGUGAUGAAUCAUUUGUGGAAGACAAACAUUCAAAAGAAGCUAAGAAUAAUCCAAAAUUAAAGACAUGAAGGUUUAAGAGCAGAGGACAUGUGAACAGCUGACUACCUGGACUGGACAAAGUGCUUACCUGCUUGGAAGAAUUUGAGUUAUCUUGGCUAAUACAAUCGGUUUUUUUAAAAAUUCUCUUAAGAAUUAUUUGUUUAUGUGAAAUAAAAUGUGUGUCUAUGUGUAUGAAACCCA